This is a messenger RNA of Lathyrus oleraceus (garden pea), 921 nucleotides long. RefSeq lists its product as uncharacterized. Lineage: Eukaryota; Viridiplantae; Streptophyta; Magnoliopsida; Fabales; Fabaceae. The record is from RefSeq and is a predicted model, not a curated record. The transcript has 3 exons. The coding region runs from base 1 to 921 and encodes 306 amino acids.
AUGGAUUUGGAGUCUUUGGUUAAAAAUCUUAGUGGAUUUGGCUUGGUUAAUCUGUAUGUGGAGCACGAUGUUGAUAACCCUGACAUAAUAGAUGAGGUAGAGGCGGUUCAUGGAUUUGAUGUUGAUGAUGAUGUUAAAGUUAACAAUGAUAAAGAGGAUAAUGUUGAAGUUGAUGAUGAUGUUGAAUUUAACAAUGAUAAGGAGGAUAAUGUUGAAGUUGAUGAUGAUUUUGAAGUUAAUAAUGAUAAAGAGGAUAAUUUUGAAGUUGAUGAUGAUGUUGAAGUUAACAAUGAUAAGGAGAAUAAUGUUGUAGUUAAUGAUGAUGUUGAAAAUCAUGGUGAGGAUUCUGAUCAAUUGCAUAAACCUGUUGAAAGUGAAGAUGAGCAAGAGUAUGAGACAUUUCCAAGUUACAAAAGUGGUGAGGCCAUCAAAUUCCAGUUGGGUAUGUUUUUUAACAGUAAAGAGUUAAUAAGGGAUGUUAUAAAUGAAUAUGCCAUGGAGAGUAAGAAGGUCGUGUUCUUGAAGAAAAAUGAUGGGAAGGUGAUGGUGGUUAAGUGUAUAGUUGGCUGCAAAUUCUAUAUGAGGUUAAGUAAAAGGGUUGGAAACCAAUUCUUGCAAGUAGUUAGUCUAAUUGAUGAUCAUACAUGUCACUGGACACCUAAGAAUAGACAAGCAAAAAUUGAAUGGUUGGCUAAUAAAUUUGCCCAUAUUUUAAGACAUAAUUCUGACAUGAAACCUCUUGGACUACAAGCUGAAUCAAUGGAUAUAUGGGAAGUUAAAUUUCCCUAUAACCAAGCUUAUAGAGCUAAAAGAAAAUCAAUAGAAUCGAUACAUGGGGUUGGUAGGGAUCGAUUCACACAUCUAAGGAGUUAUGCACAAGAAUUACUAAACUCAAACCCAAACAAUAUUGUUGUAAUCUAG